Colossoma macropomum (tambaqui) is the source of this 3301-nucleotide messenger RNA. It is a transcript of the gene apbb2a, whose product is annotated as amyloid-beta A4 precursor protein-binding family B member 2. Gene Ontology annotation, biological process: regulation of DNA-templated transcription. Gene Ontology annotation, molecular function: amyloid-beta binding; transcription factor binding. The record is from RefSeq and is a predicted model, not a curated record. The transcript has 14 exons. Lineage: Eukaryota; Metazoa; Chordata; Actinopteri; Characiformes; Serrasalmidae. Gene Ontology annotation, cellular component: nucleus; cytoplasm. Bases 105 to 2732 code for a protein of 875 amino acids.
GAGCCGCCACAGAGUGAGGCGUCACACUGCAGCUCUCCGUUAGCGUGUUUCACGCCGAGACGACGAGUCGCGCGCUUCUCUGCGAAAUUAACCAAUCGUAAGUGAUGAUGUCGCUGCACAAACCUCCGCUCAGACGCAGCGCGUCAACAUUAGAAUCCACCAAUCGUGGAGGCCCUGCUGUGACUCCGCCCUCAUCCCUUAACCUUCGCUCUUCCCACAACCAGCAAUUGGGCCGUAACAUCAGAAAGGAGGGUGUGGUCUCAGUUUCUGCAGAAACACAGGGUUCGGCCCUGCCCCCCAAGAGCCGCCACAAAUACGCCCUGACCAACCUGCAGAGCGCCAUGGGGCUGGAGGACAGUGGCCCCGCCCCUUUCAGUCAAACCCGUAAACCUGCUCCUACAAAAUCUGCCUCUUCUUCUUCGCUUUAUUCAUCCUCCUGCGUCUCGCUCUCAUUCUCUCCAUCCAACCCUAAGCUGGCGAAAAACGGCACCAACCUGCAGCUGAAAGAGACGCAGUUUGACUUUCACAAGAAGGACAAGAAUCGUAACGAUGUCAGUGAUUGGGCAGACUGCUUUGGCAAAGAUAAUGAGAAGGGCGCCCCCUUCAGGCGAAGGACAAAGAGCUUCUUGGAGUACCAUCGCGAAGAGGACGAGGAGUCUUCCAACAGCCCGGGGAAGGAGCCCGAGACUCCGGCUGAGGAGAAGCCGCUCCUGCCGAAGCUGGAGCCACAAGCCUGGGUCAAAGAGAACCGAGUGGAGGUCCACCUCACGCUACCACAGAACCACUUGCUCCUGCUGCCUGGAGAAGAGGAGGACCAGAGCCCCACCCACUCUCACCUGAGCCAGGUGGAGGUGCUUCGCCCCAAAAAGGAGCAGCUGAACCGAGCGAAGGAAGCUGCAGGGGAGGACAUAGGGUCUCCUGCCAGGCCCAGGCUGCAGGUGCUGUCUAGUCUGGGCCAGAGAGCAGAGCGGGCAGAGGAGCCUCCUAGGCAGGAGAAACAAGCAGAGGAAGAAGUGGAGGAAGAGGAAGACUCGAGCUGGACAACUCUGUCUCAAGAGAGUCCGUCCAUAGAGACACCGCAGGAGACAGGUGUAUGGAAUGACUCGGUGCUGCCCCCUGGCUGGAGAGAGGUGGAGGAUGUGUCUGAUGUUUAUUUCUGGCACAUUCCCUCCGGGACCACCCAGCGGGAGCGGCCCAUAACCCCCAGCAACCACCGCCCACCUGAACCUGAUCAGCAGCGGGACAGGGCAAAGGAGGUCACCUCCCUGUCUGUCCCCCCUUCUAAGACACAGAGUGAGAGGCCCAGUAGCAUCGUGUCAGACAGUUCUGUAGAGCCUGUGCCUUCUUCAGCCGCCUCUUCACCUUCUUCAUCCUCACUCUGCUAUGAAGUGUCUGGACCCCCUAGCAGCUUCCUCAAUAACAACUACCUGGACCAGAAGGGGGCCUCCGUGCGUGCUGAGUCCAGGGAACGAGAGAGCAGGAGAGUGGAGGAGCAGAGAGAGCGAGAGAGCAGGAGAGUGGAGGAGCAGAGAGAGCGAGAGAGCAGGAGAGUAGAGGAGAGGAGAGAGAGAGAGAGGGGAUGUGAGGGAGCCCGCUGCAUGCCUUACAGCUACAUAAACCUGAGGGCUAAAGUGCCACAUGCUCCUGCUGAUACAGUCAUCCCUAUCGAUGACCUGGACACGCAGGUGUUUCGUGUGCGCUCUCUGGGCUGGAUGGAGGUUUAUGAGGCGGACAUGGUGGCUGGCCGGAGCAGCGCUGUGGUCAGUGACUGCAUCAGACUCCUUCAGCACCCAGACACACCCCCUCACGCACACACACUCCGCCGGAGAGAGCGAGCGAAUGCGGGCGAGAGGGAGGAGGGGAAAGCGAUGUUAUUGGUUCUUCAGGACGUCACGUUGACCCUGAUUGACCCUGUAGACCACACCCUACUACAUUCUCAGCCAGUCAGCAGCAUCCGAGUGUGGGGCGUAGGGCGGGACCACAGCAGGGAUUUUGCGUACGUGGCUCGGGAUAAGAACACGCGUGUGCUGAAAUGUCACGUGUUCCAAUGUGACAGUCCUGCAGAAGCUAUUGCUGCCAGCCUGCACCAGAUCUGCUCUAAGAUUAUGGCCGAACGGAAGAACGGCAAAGCGGCAGCGGGCGGCUCCUCUCUCCCCGGCUCUGAUGUCCCACUUCAAGAGUUUCCCACACCAAAGACUGAAUUACAACAGAGCUUCCAUGUUCUCUACCUGGGAAUGACUUCAGUGACUCGUCCCAUAGGGAUGGACAUUAUAAAUGGGGCGAUCGACAGUCUGCUCUCGUCCACGGGGAAGGAAGACUGGACGGCAGUGCUGCUCAAUGUGGAGGAUGCUACAGUCAGCGUUAUCAAAGAGAAGGAGGAGGAGGAGGAAGUCCUGGUGGAGUGUCGUGUGCGUUUCCUGUCAUUUAUGGGUGUGGGCCGUGAUGUGCACACCUUCGCCUUCAUUAUGGACACAGGGAACCAGCACUUCCAGUGUCACGUGUUCUGGUGUGAACCCAAUGCAGGAAGUGUUUCAGAGGCAGUGCAGUCUGCCUGCGUGCUCCGGUACCAGAAAUGCCUGGUCGCCCGCUCUCCCUCUCAAAAGGCAGCUUCCUCGUCUCCGCCCCAGUCGGAGUCAGUCACUCGCCGAGUCACCACCAGCGUUAAGCGGGGCGUCCAGUCCAUCAUAGACACUCUGAAAAAGAAGCCGUCCCCCGAGCUGCCCCACCAAUGACAGGGUAGCACGACCGUGACGGUCAGCACAGCCAAGCCGAGACACCGGGAGACCCUGUAAAUAGUUACCAGUACCUCUGUGCAGCCAAGGAGAGAGAACUUACCACAGAUAAACAAACAAAUAAACAAAAGCUAAGAAGGAUGGAAGACGGAGGCCCAGUGGGUGCUGCUUCACCGUUGACCUUUGACCUCUGCCGUUUCAGCACGCUCCCUGAAGCAUGCCUCGGCCACACUCACACAGACACACACAUUUUUAAGCCCAUACUCACAACCACUGACCUGUUUGAAUCGUUUUUCUCGCCAUGCGGACCUGAAGGAUGCCAUGAGCUGCGUGUCAUACUGUUACUGUCACAUUGUUGAUGUAGCUCGUGGAGAUCAUGCUCACAUAAACUCGGCGCCACUACUGUGCUGCAGAUCACCUCUCUGUGUCUGUGCGACUGCAAAUUUGUAAAACCACCAUACUUUACUUCUAUUGGGCCAGAAACAUAUCCAUACAAGUACACAAAUACCAGUGCUUUGAGCUACCUGAUUUCACACAUUGAUGCAUUCUGAAAGGUUUCGUAAGGGAGU